This is a messenger RNA of Trametes versicolor FP-101664 SS1, 1236 nucleotides long. Its product is annotated as DUF607-domain-containing protein. Gene Ontology annotation, biological process: calcium import into the mitochondrion; mitochondrial calcium ion homeostasis. The record is from RefSeq and is a predicted model, not a curated record. Gene Ontology annotation, molecular function: calcium channel activity; uniporter activity. The transcript has 3 exons. Gene Ontology annotation, cellular component: uniplex complex; mitochondrial inner membrane. Bases 1 to 1236 code for a protein of 411 amino acids. Lineage: Eukaryota; Fungi; Basidiomycota; Agaricomycetes; Polyporales; Polyporaceae.
AUGCUCGCAGCACGGACAUGUUUGGCCCGCUGUCCCCCAUCUACCGCGCGACCUGGCUUCGGUGUCUCCUGCAAUUUCAACGAGCUACGAAUAUCCACGCGAACGACUUCGCACACACACCCGUUUAGAAUAAACAUAUCUCGACGAUAUGCCACUACUCCUCAAGAGGUAGAGAAUACCAAUGUCAGUCAUUCCAGAUUCCUUGCCGAGGCCUCGCACAAGGAGCGUUGGAAGGAGGGCUCGGCGGAGAAGACGGGGGACGGCCCAGAGCUCACAAACGAAGAAUAUGAUGAUUCCAUAACGGAUGGCAAGGGGAAGCUCUCGCCGACGUCGUCGCACCUGUUCAAACUCAUCCUACCGCUCGGUCACCAAAACCAGCGUGGACGGGACCAAUCAUCCCAAACCAAGCCGCCUCCCCCUAUGGUGUUCCUUCUGCACCCAUCCCAGCCGCUCUCGCACGUCAGCAGGCUCAUCCUCGCCUCGCUCGCGCCCUCCACACCCUCCGUCUCAUUCCGGAGCGUGACCCCGCGCGGACACACCAUCCAGUGGUCCGACUCGACCGACGUCGCAGACUUCAUCCGCGACGCCGCGCGUACGCGCCAAUUCACCGUCUGCCUCACCGACCCAGGCGAGGAGGAGCCGCACACGGAGAUGCCCGUGGAGGUGCCCUCGUUCGAGGACCGCACGCGUUUCAUGCGCCGGCGCCUCGCCGCCGUCGAGGAGGAGCUCGCGCGCAUGGAGGACCUCAAGAAAUCCUGCGACGCGGAGGCGCACCGCGGCGCGCGUCGCAUGGCGCUCGGGGGCUUCGGCAUCCUCGUCGUAUACUGGGGCGGGGUCGCGCGCCUCACCUUCUGGGAUUAUGGCUGGGACGUCAUGGAGCCCAUCACGUACCUUUCCGGGCUGUCUACUGUCAUCCUGGGGUACAUGUGGUUCUUGAUGAGAGGGCGCGAAGUCUCAUACUCGUCCCUCCUACACCAUUCGGUCUCGGCGCGGCGCGAGACCUUAUACAAGUCGCGCGGUCUAGAUAUCGACAGGUGGAUGGACCUCGUGAGUGAGGCGAAGAGCUUGCGGAAGGAGAUCAGCAAGAUUGCUGAGGACUACGACGAGCGGGUGUGGAAGGAACGCGAAGAGGAGCGCAGGGCGGAUGAGCGGGAUCACGGUGAGGCGAGCGAUGCGAAAGAGGCGGAGCGGGAGGACAUUGCUUUGGUACGAGAUCAGAAGAAAUCCACAGAAUAG